Messenger RNA from Sorghum bicolor (sorghum), 5046 nucleotides. RefSeq lists its product as uncharacterized. The record is from RefSeq and is a predicted model, not a curated record. The transcript has 8 exons. NCBI's taxonomy places the organism in Eukaryota, Viridiplantae, Streptophyta, Magnoliopsida, Poales, Poaceae. Bases 3698 to 4855 code for a protein of 385 amino acids.
GCAACGGCAGGCCGGGCGGGGGGCACGGGGCGCCCGCCCGCCUCGUCGCCUCGUCGGCGAGUCCCGGCCGCUUCCGCCGCAAGAAACGGAAGGUGGCCUUGCCCAAGCAGCAAGUUUUUCCCCUCCCUUCCUCUAGGCUCUAGCAGCAGCAGUCCCUAUCCGAAAUCUAGAGCACACCUCCAACGCCGCUCCCGUUCCCUCCUCCCUCGCACAUCCGCCUCCACACCUCACCGGGGUCUUGCCGCUCAGGUCCCCGCGGCCGUAGAAGCAGUGGGGGCGUGAGAGAGGGAGCUACCGCGCGUUUGGUUUGGUUUUCCUUUGGUGCAACCCUCGUGACCUCCUCCCGCUUCUGCCUCGCACCGCCGCUCGCAAUGGGCCUUUCUCUCUUAAGUGAUCCCUCCUGUUUCUCCCAUUUGUCUUGAUGUUGUCUUCUUUCACUUUUAGAAAUGUAUUUUGCUUGGUGGCGCUGCGUAUGCAAUCGAUGUAGAUUUUUCGAUCGAAGUCGAUCCAAGUAAGGUUCUUAGAAGGAUAUCUUGCUCUGCAAGUUCUCUUUCCAUUAGCGGUCCUGGAUGUUGUACAUUCCCGAUUUUGUCUGAACAGUUUUUUCUCCAUAUAUUCAGACUUGUCGAUGGAGGGUUUUGUGUUUGUGCAUUCCUGUUUUGUGUUGAGCUUUGUGCUUUUGGUGCUAUUUUUCUGAUUGGAAUGGCAUAUUAUGUUCACUGUGGAGUGUUAACUGUUAACACUCAAAUAUCGUUUGCCGAUUUGUGGGAAUAAGCUUACUUCGCUAGGAUCAGAUAUUUGGCCAUCUGUGUUCACUAGAUUAUGCUGUUUAAGGUGGCUUUUGCUCGAGAAUUUCAUGUGAGUUGUUUAUACAAAGAUGAGUGUACACACAAGUAUUUCUGUGUUUCAAUGCUGCAUGUGUUGUGCUCAGUGUCAGCUUAAUUUUUGAAAGAUGUUGUAUUCAUUUCUUUGUAAGCUUGCUCGGCAGCACUGCUCUCAGACCUGCAGUUGCGCCUUAUUACUGUAGCAUGAACUAUUUCUAGUUCAUGAACUGUCUGCAAAAUUUGAUUUUGGUCAGUGAUUCUACUUGUUGAGUGGAUAGCACUUGUUGCAGUACCGUCAGAGUGAACUAAGUCGGGUCAGUUGGAUGGUCGGUACUGUAAGCCUUCCGAAAAUAGAAUUUCGUGGGCCGCAAGCUGUUGAAUAAGAAGUUAUUGCAUGGCUUGUUACUUAAAUUGAUGUCGUGCGGAUUUAAAACAUGAACCUCUAUAGCGGCCCUAUAACGAACUUUAAUUUCUAUAUAACUUGUUGCCUUGCUGCACCAGAGAGGCUGAGUCAAGAAUAUCCUGUAGUAGUAGUUACAGAGGAGGAUUUCUUGGUUUCCAAGAAACGUGCUUGAUUGUUGAUCCUAUUAUACAUCAUUAGUAGAGGUGUACUUUCCUUUAAAUUUGCAUGCAGCUUGUUUGUAUAGAAUGGUAUUUUUUUAGGGUAUGCAUUAUAUCUUGCAAUGAAUGCGUAACGUACGGUCAGAUUUGUUUUCUUCUAAUCUAGAAUGACGUGUACUAUGUCGCUUAUGCAUAUCGUUUAUGUUACUUCCCAUUUAAGUCGCGUGUUCCUCGUGAUAAGUUGACAGUACAGGUGGUAGCGCCUUCAGUGCAGACCAGUUCUGUUUUUUUCCCGAGGAUGAUUGUUGUUUGGUCAUUUUGUAUGUUUAACAGAAAAUGAUUUCUUGGUCCGUAAGUAGUUGUAUGAAUAUGGAUGUUGAUACUUAUACUUAAGAAAUUGAUUUCUUGAUUUGUUAGUUAUUCUUCAUGAGACUCUUGUGCAAGAAAUCGCUUACAUUGGCAUGCCAUGUAUAAGAUUUUAUUUAGAAAGUUUUUGACUGCCAUGGCUUAAUAUGGCAUAAAUGGAUCGAAUCAAGGUAAUUUUAUAUACAUCUGCACUAAAAGCAUUUGGUGAUCUUUUUGUUGUACUCGUGUGCUGACAUAUGCCAAAAGAUGAGUCAUUAUUAGGAGAAAUAAUUAACCAGAAUUUUUAUUUGUGUGUGUGUGUGGGGGGGGGGGGGGGGUUAGGCAGCAUAUUUAUUAAUUCUUAAAUUGAUAGCUGCCAACCUAGCUUGAACCUGGGUGCUCGCAGGUCUUGUUGGUAUUCCCUCUGUUGAGACAGCCUGGGGGCGUCUUCUCAUGGUCUGAGAUUCACUUUUCAUUUUUCAAUUCUUGAACUAUGUUUUCUCUAUGAGACAUUCAUUCGGUACCUUUUACAGGGUUGUUCUCUACCUCUGAGAGUUUAAACUGAAGGGAGAUCUGUAAAUCCUGUAUCAUAUUAGGGUUUCUUUUCUUUUCUUUCUCCAUUUGUUCUGGUGGGAAUCAAGCCUCCAAUGGCAUCAUCGCGAGAACCCAACUCUCUGUGCUUGAAGCGCAAACUUGUCGAAUAUUACCUAUCAGAAGAGUGCAAAUCUCCUCGAAUCAAAGCUAAGAAUAGGCCCUCAUGUGAUUCAUCUGCUAAGCACUGCAACUGUAGCUGCAAGACCUAACCUUGCCGAUGAUUGUGACAAUUUCUUGACGAGCGGAGUCCCUAGUCGUAUCAUGUAUUACAGACAAGGUUCUUGGCACAAUUUUCCUGAGAAAAUAAUGAAGUCCUUCAUUGAAGAAUUCGUAGCAAUGAUCUGUUGCAUGGGUUGAUGAUACUGGAAAGUAUUUUUCUCCUUCUCUGUUCCUUGAUGAGGAAAUUCAUGAUAUGGCCAAAGGGGAAUGUGCUAAUGUUCAGCACACUGUACAGGGAAUAAUGUUGGAUAAGGAUACAAAUGCUCCACCUGAAGUGGUGAAGCAAGUUGUCCUUGAUUCUAGCUCUUCAGUUCCUCAGAGAAUUUCCAAUGCAGACAUAUUGCGCAAGAAGAUCACAGCCAUGGAAAGAGGCAGCAAAGACUUUUGAUUUGUCUAGGACCUUUUCCUCUCUGGAAUGGGUCCAUUUGCAACACCAAACAAUAUACUCUGUGUCUACUGUCAUUCUCGGAAUGAUAUAACUUCACAGUGCAGACUUGAAGCUUUUGAAAGACAAAUUAGGUCCACCAAAGAAAAACAUGGUGAUGCAAAUGUUAGAUAUGGAUGGCUAGGAUCCAGGAAGAAUGACAUUGUCAGGAUUCUAAUUAACGGUUUCGAUCCCACUGGAGAACAUGUUGAGAAGUCAGAUUUGAGUGCUGGUGUUUAUCUUUCAUCAAUAGACCGAGCAUUUACGAGGAGUGCAGUAUAUGUUACUGUUCCGAGUGAUAUUGGGUAACCUGGAAGCUGUGGAGCCUGGAUCGCAUGAGUUUUUUCCAACCAGCGAAAUAUAUGAUUCUGGUGUUGAUAGUUGCUUAUACCCAAAGUGUUAUGUGAUGUGGCCAUCACAUCUAAGCACUCACAUGCAUUUAGAAUAUCUUGUUGGUUUCAAGCUUGCCCCAGAAGCUCGAAUUUCACUUAUUUUCAGAUUACUUGCUUGGCUUGAAAGGCUUAUGGUUUUGCCCACCAUCAAAGGAAGUUGCAGUGGAUAUUUCUACUCUUCAACCUGUAAUGUGGGAAGCAAGUGAAGGACCAAGUACCCCAUGGAUAUCUUUCAAAGUCCUGUUCAGAUUAAUUCAAGAUAAAAUAUCCUUCAUAGCAAGGGAACUGCUCUUCCAUCAUGACAAAGAGCUAAAGAAGGAAAAAUAACUCGUGAAGAAAUGGUGAAGAAGAAGAUGAUGAUAGUUGGAAAGAAAAUACUUGUGGAACCUCUGAAGAAACUUCAUUACUCUCCAUCAUUAUGGUACAAAUCUUCUGUUAAAGCUAUUUCUAGUGAUCUUGUAAGGACUGAAGCAGAGCAGGUAUCCUUGGAUACAACAGGCAGGAGUUGUAACCAUGGUGAUUCAUGUGCACAAAAUGCAACCACUGAACACUCAGUAGGUCCUCUUAGCACCAAAGUAUGCGGUGCUCUUCCUACUGACAUGGUUCCCAAAGGCUCUGACUAUCCAGCACCAACUGGUGUACCAGAAACGUCUAGUUCUGCUGGUGCCAAAUGCCUGGGUUCUCAAGGCAUGGAGGGUGAAGGUAGAGAUUCUCCUAUGCAGAACAUGUCACUGGGAAACUCUGUAGCUCAACCUGCGAGAUACCAAGAUCCUAAUGUAACAAGAAUGCCACCUAUAAUUUGUGAUGACCCUUUGAGGAUUUCUCCCGGAAUAUCUGGAUUUCCUGGUGUGAAAGUUUGCAAUUCUGCUCCAACAAUCAUAGGGCCUCCUGCUUGUGCUUCUCUAGCUCCAACUAAUGCUUCAAAGACCCAUGAGAUUUUGGUUCCAGGUUCAACUCCUAGUCCUAAGGGCCGUGAGUCUAUUGUGCCAAUCUUGGUACUUGGAAAUUCAGAAAGUGCAGGCAUCAAGCGUCUCAAUUCUACACCAAGGAUGACACCUGAAGGCCAGGAGUUUCUUUCGCGGGGCAUUGCAUCGCAGAGCCCUGUUCUUCAUCCAGUGAAAAGACCUGGUGCUUCAUCAUCGGCUGCCAGGCCUCCAAUCUACCCACCAGGACGUGGAAAAUCACCAUAUGUGAGCACAGGGGUCCGUGAUUCUCUAUCGCUGAGCAUCACACCAAAACGGCGUUAUCCUCCAGUGCCUACAGCAGAGCCAAAGCAACAAGGAUCUCCUGCAGCUGAUUCAACGCCAACGAGCAAUCGCCCACCUCAAGCCAUGGAUGCGGCCACUAAGGUUCACAAUGCUCCUACACCAAUAACCAGGGAGAGAAAAGGCCAGGCUGUUGCACAGAAUAAGCUGCCUAGGACAGGCCUUGAUGGUUGCAGCCAUGUCGAAACUCUCAUCGCCCUAUCAACUCCGCGAGAGAAGGGCGAGCGUUAGAGUAUGCAUCCCUAGUCUAGUCGUGUACAUGUACGUGCUCCCAUGUUGGAGUCUGGUGUAACCUGGGUAUAUAUAGUUUGUCUCCGUAGACGAGAACACCCCAUCGACUCUUGUGAACAUAUAAAUCUUUUUCUUUUCGGCUAGUAAACUGCUAGCGAUAAUUUAUUUCCUAUGUAUAGUAGGUGACUAUA